Molecule: messenger RNA, 2130 nt
Organism: Engraulis encrasicolus (European anchovy)
Lineage: Eukaryota; Metazoa; Chordata; Actinopteri; Clupeiformes; Engraulidae
Gene: mtg2
Product: mitochondrial ribosome-associated GTPase 2
Exons: 6
Coding region: 293-1525 (410 amino acids)
Cellular component (GO): mitochondrion
Molecular function (GO): magnesium ion binding; GTPase activity; GTP binding
Source: RefSeq, a predicted model, not a curated record
GGUCCAGCCACUGUAUUCUGACAGCUGUUGGGAAAAGACUCGGUCCCCAUUACUUUGCUAAAAGCACGUUUUUCAUUUUACGCGGUGCCGUCACAUUAGGAAAUAGUUUUUUAGAAUUUUCUGGACCGGCUUUUCAGUAAAUAUGACGGCAUUCAGCCAUCCUCUUCUCAAGGUUGUGACAGUGUUAUCCUGCUAGUUAGCUUUAGCUAAGGAUGUCCAUAAACAACUUUAACCAGGCACAUUGACAUACAUUUAUUGUAUCUAAGCCAAAGGUCGCUACAGUUGAUUUGUCAUGUUUAUCAGAACUGUUCAGAUUCAACUUUCCGCUCUCUUGCAAAGGAGCAGGCAAGUCUUGUUGAACUAUAGCAAACUUGAUUUGACAAGCAAGCAGACCUUCUCACAUGGGCAAUUUCUGAGAGCAGUUUCCACAACGUGUUCAUUAUGUGGAAAGACCCGUAGAUCUCCAAACAAAAGCGAACUCUCAGAGAAAAAGCUGACAAGACACUUCGUGGAUUAUCGAAGGGUGAAGUUUGUGGCAGGUUCAGGAGGAAAGGGGGCCUGCACCUUCCACAGCGAGCCCAGGAAAGAAUGGGGAGGGCCCGAUGGAGGCAACGGAGGAGACGGUGGUAGUAUCAUCCUGAAAGUGAACAAACAGGUGAAGUCCUUAUCAGCUGUAGCAGCCUUGUACUUAGGUGACAACGGAGAAGCAGGGGGUAGCAAAAACUGUUACGGACGCAAUGGAAAAGUCACCUUAAUCCCAGUGCCAGCGGGUACUAUUGUGACGGACCAAGGAAAGGUGUUGGCCGACCUGUCGGCGCACGGCCAGGAGUACGUGGUGGUGAACGGAGGUUCCGGCGGGAAGGGCAACCGCUUCUUCCUGUCCAAUGAGAACCGUGCGCCCAUGACGUCGACGCCCGGCGAGCAGGGUGAGGAGCGUGUGCUGCAGCUGGAGCUCCGCACCAUGGCCCACGCUGGACUGGUCGGGUUUCCAAAUGCGGGAAAAUCCUCUUUGCUGAGGGCCAUCUCCAAUGCCAAGCCAGCCGUGGCAGCGUACCCUUUCACCACCCUCAACCCGCACGUUGGCAUUGUCAAGUACAGGGAUCACGAGCAGGUGGCAGUGGCCGACAUCCCGGGCCUGAUCCGGGGCGCCCACCUGAACCGCGGCCUGGGCGUGUCCUUCCUGCGCCACAUCGAGCGCUGCCGCUUCCUGCUCUUCGUGCUGGACCUGUCGGACCCCGCGCCCUGGGACCAGCUGGAGCACCUGCGCUUCGAGCUGGACCAGUACGAGCCGGGCCUGUCCCGCCGGCCACAGGUGGUAGUGGCCAACAAGCUGGACCUCCCCCAGGCCCGGGAGAACCUGGAGGCCCUCAGGGACCGCAUAAACCCCCACAGGGUGAUCGCCGUGUCGGCCAUGACAGGCCAGAACACGGAGGAGCUCAUCCUGCACCUGCGUGAGCUGUACGACGGCUACCUGCAACAGACAGCAGGUGGUGCCAGUGAGCACACGCCAAUGCUCACAUGGUAGCCGACCCAUUGAUGGAAUGUAGGCAAUGCCCUUAUUUCUUUAUUUUAGGUGGAUGGGCUGUAUGUCUGGUUUGCUUCCAAUGGUCUCACUGAGAUCAGGUGAGAUAUAUGAACAGUGACUUGCAUAUUGUCAUCCAGAUAUUGUAACAUUUGUGGCAGAACAAAGACGUAAAAGCAACCCCCUUCCCCAUUUAAUGGUGGAAACUUGCCAUCAUAUGAAGCUGGCCAGCCAGUUGUAAAACAGACAGUUGAAUGUCAGAAAUUUGCAGGUAUUGGCAAGACAUCAAGUGGGAUCUUGGACUCAUGGACUUGACAGCCCACUUGAUUUUGAAAAGUACACUAUUUCAUCCCCACAGCACCUGUGUGUGGAAGGGCUGUUGUCCUCUGAUCAGUAAUUGUGUAUUGAUUAGCUGAGUGAAUGACGAGAGGAAGUAGACCAUGAAUUGCAUUUCAUUUCUGGUUUAAGCAUGGUCCUAUAGUUGAUGAAGUCAUUUUCCGUUUAUGACAUUGUUCUAAUGUCUUGGAAAAGCAGAAAAGAAAGGUUUGGUGUUAUGAAAAAAAUGUCUAUGAAAUUGUAUAUUUAAGAAAUAAAUUUUAUUUUUGUUA